This is a messenger RNA of Paramecium octaurelia, 533 nucleotides long. NCBI's taxonomy places the organism in Eukaryota, Ciliophora, Oligohymenophorea, Peniculida, Parameciidae. The record is from the annotation of a GenBank genome assembly.
AUGAUAACGACAAGUUUAAUAGAGUCAUUAUAUACAGCUGCCUCCAUCUCGUAAGGUAUGUAAUUAAUGAGUAAACAGUAAUGUAUUAACUAUAAAUAUAUCUAGAGGUCUUGACAAAUUAUUUUUAAAAAGAUUUACAUCUGUUAAUGCUAUUUGUGCAUACUUUCUCCAAUGUUUUAAGCACUAAAUAAAGUAUGCAAGGUGCAUAUCUGGUUAUAAAUCUUAAAUGCUCUGAGUUUAAUUCUUGUUUUCCAGAUUGUUUAUUUAUUUCUUAUUCCUCAUUUAAGAGCGAGGUAAGAUUUGCAAAUUUAGUGCAUGAAGGAUACAAUAAAUAGAAACCUAGAUGCAAACAGAAAUAAGCACUGAUGUCAUAAUAUUUUAAGAUAGUACAACAUCAAUUCAGCAAAUACAAGGUGAUGUAGGAUAAUUGCAAUUGUUAUACAUGUAUUUCCAGCACACCUAUUCAACCAAUAGUUGAAAACGCUUAGGUUAUUUCAUAAUAUAAUGUCUUAAUAGAUAUAUUUUAUACAUGA